AUGGAUGGGCAGCUGUUUCGAGCCGUUUGUCUGACCCUGCUCAUGGGCACCGUCCUGUCACGCGCGGCGUCGGAAACAAGUGAACAAAAGACUGCGGCUGAUUUCACAACCACCAUCCCGAAAGAGGGACUCGAAAGGAACUCGGAGCAAGUCUUCUCGCUUGGACCGUCCAGCACGCUCCAGGUCAUCGACGAAACCGGGAAAGCCAAGUAUCUGCCGGAACCCAGCCAAAGUGAUGAUGAAGCAUCGUCGGGCCCGUACACCGCCGCGUAUCUAUUUGAGAAUGGAGCGUGUGAUUUCACCCAGACUGUCGACUUCAAGGAUGCAUUUCCUGGGUACACAAAGCCGCUAUGGGUUCACGAAGAGUCGGACUCGGUGGAGACUGAGAAGGUAUCCGUGGGAGGGCCUGUGAGGUACACUUUUACGAAUCCUCCGGCGGAAUAUCUGGGUGGGGGUUUGAGUUUUUGUGUAAGGUUUAAGACAGCGCUUUCUUCUGGGUCGGAUUCAGAAACCAGCACGUCGACUACGCCGACGGCUGGGACAUCCGCCGUGACACCACAAGCGGGCACUCCCACGACAGAAAACCAGAACAGCUCAGGGUCAGAUACGAGCACUCCGCCUUUGAACCCUCCUACACUAGGUGAUCCGGGUGUUACUGAAGGCCAGCAAGACGAUCCGCAUGCGGAGGAUCGUCUUGAAAACGGAGAACUCGACAAAGAGCAAAAUAAGGUUCCCGGGGUUCCUUCAAAGGACCCAAAUGCGGAGAGCACCGUAGACUCCUCACCUGGGGCAGGUGUCCAGGAAGCGAAACCGAGCAUGAAAGAUAGUCUUGCAACGGAUUCUAACAACGCAUCUUCCUCUAAAGUCCACAAAGAUGGCCACGGUCUCAAGACGGGUGUUACGGGAGGACAUGACGGCGCUCAGCUGAGACGUCUUAGUGAGACCUCUACAGAGAAGGAUGCAUUUUUGACUAUUGUGGUCCACUCUGGGACGUGGAGCGUUUCAGGGGGAAUGAGUGUACUGGCAGUUUUUCUUCUCGCCGUGCCUACGCUGUUUUCGAUUUCAUAA
This is a messenger RNA of Neospora caninum, 1068 nucleotides long. RefSeq lists its product as uncharacterized. The coding region runs from base 1 to 1068 and encodes 355 amino acids. The record is from RefSeq and is a predicted model, not a curated record. NCBI's taxonomy places the organism in Eukaryota, Apicomplexa, Conoidasida, Eucoccidiorida, Sarcocystidae. The transcript has a single exon.